Cyprinodon tularosa is the source of this 2516-nucleotide messenger RNA. RefSeq names its product matrix metallopeptidase 17b (gene mmp17b). Gene Ontology annotation, molecular function: zinc ion binding; metalloendopeptidase activity. Gene Ontology annotation, cellular component: extracellular matrix. The coding region runs from base 206 to 2023 and encodes 605 amino acids. The record is from RefSeq and is a predicted model, not a curated record. Gene Ontology annotation, biological process: collagen catabolic process; proteolysis; extracellular matrix organization. The transcript is spliced from 12 exons. NCBI's taxonomy places the organism in Eukaryota, Metazoa, Chordata, Actinopteri, Cyprinodontiformes, Cyprinodontidae.
CCCAUCUGUUCAUGCUGGCAGAUGAAGAGAGGAGGACAGAGUGGAAGAGGGAGCAGGAAGCAGAAUCUCUGCUGCGGGUUUGGAUCUUGGUUUGUUCUGUUUUCAGGCAUCCUUUGGCGUUUUUCCCUGCUUACCGAGGAUGAGGCUCCGACUUCCAGUCCAGACAUUCGUUGUAUUCCAGUGAGGGCGAUCGUCGCAGAGCGAGAUGGAAACGUGGAUGAUGAUGAUCGUGUGCCUGAGCAAUGGAUGGAUUCUGACAGCUUCAGCUGCCCCCGUGACCCAGACCCCCUCCUCUCCACCUGCAACAGAGGAGCAGAGCACGCAGCUGGUGGACUGGUUGAUGAAGUAUGGCUACCUGCCCCCAUCAGACCCCUCCACUGGGCAGCUGCAGGCUUGGACGGCCGUCACCGAUGCCAUUAAAACCAUGCAGAUGUUUGCUGGCCUCAAAGACACUGGAGUUUUAGAUGAGGAAACACUCACCCUGAUGAACAGUCCACGCUGCUCCCUUCCUGACCAAGAUGGAGCCUCCAAGCUACUGAGCCUACAGCAGGGGAGGAGGACCAGGAGGAAGAGGAGAGCAGCAUCCACAUGGUCCCACCACAACAUCAACUGGAGGUUGCGCUCCUACCCUUCCUCCUCUCACCUGCCCAGGGAGACGAUUCGUGCCCUGGUCUUCUACGCAUUAAGAGUCUGGGCAGAACCUACGCCUCUGGAAUUCCAUGAGGUGGGCAACCCAGAGGCAGCUGACCUGCAGGUAGACUUCCUCCACGGUCACCAUGGUGACAGCUAUCCCUUCGAUGGAGCAGGCGGUGCAGUGGGUCAUGCGUUCUUCCCUUCAGAUCCUGCCAGGGCAGGAGGAGUCCAUCUGGAUGCAGAGGAGCAGUGGGUUUUCAGGCAGCCAGCUUAUGAGGGCACCGACCUCUUCACGGUCUUGGUCCAUGAGUUUGGUCAUGCCCUGGGCCUGGCUCACUCCUCAUCCCGCCACUCCGUGAUGAGGCCCUACUACCAUGGUCCUGUUGGAGACCCUCUGCACUACCGCCUGGGGCAGCAGGACCUGGAGCACAUAAUCCAACUCUACGGUCAAAGGAAGCAGCUCCUACCUACUGAUGCUCCGGGCCUUACAGCGGAGCCUCAGCCGCAUCACCACCAGCACCACCACCACCACCAGCACCACCACCAGCAGCACAGAAAUAGUCCUCCCGUCGAUCGCUGUAACACCAGUUUUGAUGCCGUGGCAAAGAUCCGAGGAGAGACGUUCUUCUUCAAAGGGCUGACCGUGUGGAGAGUCACCAGUGGGGGUUUGGUCUCCAGGCGAGGAGCUUCAGUCAGGAGGCUGUGGAGAGGUCUGCCUCCUGAUCUGCCGCGUCUCGACGCGGUGCUGGAGAGACACUCUGAUCACGCCAUCAUCUUCAUCAGCGGCUCCCAGUUCUGGCUCUUCAGGGACCUGGCCCUGCAGGAAGGCUACCCGAAGCCCCUGACAGCCCUCCGCAUGGGUGGGGCUUAUGAGACCGGCUCAGGAAGGCGGGGCCUGGUGUGGGACCCAGAGGAGGGGCCUGUGUGGGGGACUGUGGGAGAAGGACAGGAAGACGAAUGGAGUCGGCUUCUCCAGGAUGGUGUGAGCGGCAUCACCGCCGACAGUGAUGGUUCUAUUUAUUUCUUCAAAGGAGAUUCCUACUGGAGGUUCUUGUCUCCAGGCUCUGCAGCACAGGAGGGUUACCCACGAUCCUCCGCUGCAGACUGGUUGGACUGCGCUGACCAUCAGUCCCCGUCCGAAGCGGACGACUUCUCUCUGUCUCUGUCUCCUCCUGCUGGAAGACCUGAGCUUCAGGAAACAAGGAGGAAGGAGCAGCAGGAGGAGGACCCAGGAGGUAGCAGGAGGGACAGACAUCAGCCUAAGUACAGGCAGGACGGAGAUUCCUAUGGUUGGACACAGUGCUCCUGCCAGAAUAAAGCACUAGCUAGCAGCAAAGCGUCUCUAAGUCUGCUCUCUGUGCUGGUGGUUCGGGCGCUGCUGGCUGUUUGAGGAUCAGGAUGCGGGUUUAAGGCUGGAUUAUGCUCAACGGACCACAUGGAACCCUGUUUGCAGCCUUUGUCCUCCGUGCCUCCUUUCCCUAAAGUUCCUGAUAUUUUGGCUGACUCUGCAGGGUGGGGGGGUUGAUUCGUGGUUGGGUUGUUGUCAUAGUCUCUCCAUUAUAAUGAUAUUAAUCGGAGCAGUGUGGGAAAUCUGGCUGUGCAGACGCUCUAAACUUCGUCAAGCAUUUAACCAGGCAGUGGGAUGAAGUGAUGGAGGUUUGGUUGCAGCAGUGAAAUAAGCAUUUUUCAGAAUCUAUUUCUAUAGAUGCUGUUGACAUUUUCACCGGACGUUAGUAAUAAUCAACACAUACAAAGAAAUCAAACUAUAGAUGUCCAGAAGUUAAGUUAUGGUGCAAUAAUGUGGAAUGGCACAGGGAGAAAAUGUUGAACAUAUUUUGCUGAAAUGUAUUUAAUACUUUGUAGAAAAGCCUUAGUUGGCAUUG